AAUUCUUCUUCUUCAUCAGACUGGACUGGAAUGAUUGAUUGACUCCACGAGAUUUAAAGAAGAUACUGUGGCCUACUGUAUAAGGCAGAACAAGAUUGUUGUCGAGUCAAAGAGGGUGCAGAUUUCCUCAUAGGUACAUCAUCAUGUCUACAGAAUCUCCCAGCUCCACGUGUACUCACAGUGCCAACAAGUCCCUGACAACGACACCAGCCCCUCAGAUCUCCUCCCUACGCACCUGUGAGCCUCCAGGGUCCUCCCUCCAGCAGAUGGUGCACUCACAGUGUCAUGACAGCAGUUCUGUGUCAUUUACCACUGCCCAGCGUGAGAAAGAAAGCGCCACCUACAGACAGAGAAAUGCCGCUGCAGAGACCUGCAGGAGGCACAGCAUUGAUGGAGCCAUGGUAACACAGAGUCAAAGGUCAAACUUAGAGUCAGUGUCAGCUGACCGCUUCCACCCCUACCGUCGUCAGUUCAGCAACGGUGGGGUUGCCACUGGUUGGCUGGCCCCUGGUCCCCCUGGUCCCCCUGGGUCUCAUCCCUUCAUCAGUCGUGGAGAGGUGGAGUCUCCAGAUGGCUUCACAGACACAUCAACCAGUGAGGAACAGACAUGCUGGGAUAGAUACAACGGGAGUUUCCAGGCUUCCAGACUGAUGUUGAUCACAAUGCUGCCAAUGAGUUUCCUCAGAUUUCAUUACUUGUAUAAUGCAUUUAUAUUCAUUCAUUCCCUUCAUUCAACACAGCAGGGCUCCCAGCACUCUUACCCAGAACCACUGGCUGCACCCAAGGAACCUUCCUGCUUCCUGUCCCAAGGCCAUGCCUCCUACAGCCCCCUAGCCCCACUGCAGCAGUUCUCACCAGGUGUGUAUUCUACCAGUGGAAAAUCCAAAAGUUCUCAGUACUCUCUCCAGUGCCUCUCCACUCCAACCCAUCAGGACAGUAGCAUGCAGUCCCUCUUCCCCAAGCCCAUCUACUCAUACAGCAUUCUGAUCUUCAUGGCUCUGAGGAACAGUAAGACAGGGAGUCUCCCGGUUAGUGAGAUCUACAGGUUCAUGACUGAACACUUCCCCUACUUCAAGACGGCUCCAGAUGGAUGGAAGAACUCGGUCCGCCACAAUCUGUCUCUGAAUAAGUGCUUUGAGAAGGUGGAGAAUAAGAUUGGCAACUCUUCCCGUAAGGGCUGCCUGUGGGCCCUCAACCCAGCCAAGAUAGAGAAGAUGCAGGAGGAGCUACACAAGUGGCGCCGCAAAGACCCCCUCACGGUCCGCAAGAGCAUGGCCAGGCCAGAGGACCUGGAUCGCCUGUUGGGGGAAAGACCAGGGAAUCUGAAAUCUUUACCUUUUUACCACCAGACCCAACUGGCAAGAUCCACCACAAACUACAACCCUACCCCUUCCUCCCUCACUUCAUCCCAGCCUCCAGAGCCCUGUCGUCAUCUCCAACGUCCCCUCUACCCCCACAUGUCCCCCACCACCCCCCACCCCUUCUCCUUCUACUCCCCCUGCGGACAGCAGCCUCCAUCAGGUAUCCCUCCCAAUGUGGGUACCUUGGGUUCCCCUUUGGCGGAGCAGACACCCUCCAACUGUAGCGCCACCAUACAGGCAGAGUAUAAAUUUGGGCCCAGGAGCAUGCAGGAGCUACAGCUAGAGGGAGAUGCUAUUAACGAUAUCGACACGCUCAACCCCAGCUUGACUGACCUGCAGCUCCACGGUUACUUGUGGGAGGAGCUGAGAGAGGACAGCCUGGCUCCUGAUUCGCUGGUAGCAAUCAGUCCCUCCUCGUCCCCCUCAUCUUCCCAGCCAACACACUUCCUCCUGGGGUCAAGUCUGAGGAGCACCUGUCCUGUCAACCAGACAUCAGAGUUAAUCUCUGUCGGGCUGGGGAAGGAGGAGGAAGAAGAAGAUGAGGAGGAGAUGGACGGAGGAUGUGGAGGUCCAUCAGACCUACAUAUUAAUGGACAGUACCACACAGCCUACACAGGUGUGGAGAGUUUAGCUGGUUACCUCACUUCCAUGGGGAACUCCCCCAUACCUUUGCUUUGAAGCCCAGGAAUAGACUGGGGUUGUGAAGGUCAAGACUUAUCACAAUGUAGCAAUGAAACAGCGACAAUAUUGUGCACAGUUUGAUCACAACCAAACAUCAUAUUUUUGCUUUGCUUUGAACCUGCAGAGCUUGUUGGUUCAAUUAGUCUACAAUUAGCCUAAAUCAAAUCUGUGAGCGUGUAGGGGUUCAGGUUUUAUCACAAUUGCAUUAACAAUAUGUUUUUAUUCAUGUCAUUGACUGUGGCUGGGUCAAAUUCAAAACUUGACAUUCAAAAAGCUCAUGACACUGUUCAGUGAAUAGGAGUAGAGUGCAGUACCACCUAACUUCACACAAGAUGGCAGCAGAGAGCUGUAGUGACUUAUUUAAUGGAACUUUAGAGUUGUUGAUAGAAAUACAGCGCUGGUGACAUUUCUUCCUUAUUCUACACUACAGAGAAUCAUAUCUGUUCUACACAACAUAUUUCUAUGUUGAACAUUUUGUGAAGUAUCUUUCUCCUGAAUAAGCCCCCUGGUGUGAUAUGUUCCCGCUUUUUCAAUUUGCAUUUUAUUCAGUUUAUGGUGACAAGAGAUGAUUCAAGCCAUCUGGUUUUUAGCUCAAAGCUAAUGAAUGUAAUUACAAAAUUUGUCUUAGCAUAAUUUCUGAUACGAAACAGGGAACAUACGCACUGUUAACUCAAUUAAUUUUCUUUCUAGAAAUAGUUUUCAAAGCUUUCUAGCUAAAUUACCAUUCAGGAUGGAAGUCAAUCUCAAGGCAGAGCCAGACAAUUGUUCUCAGACCUCCCUCUAGUUCCUGUAAGUCCUAUCUAAUAAUUUAGGUUCCAUAAAUAUGAAAGUGAAUAAGGUGACAUCACCUUACCAGGAACAAGUUUUGAGAGUGUGUUUUAGUCAUAGCAUGUGUGAAAAGGCCCUUUUUCUUGUAUGGAAUAACUGAGUAUAUAGUAAACUGUGUUUGAUUUAUAGCUCUUAAACUGAUUCAUGAUUUGAUAUUCUAGUCUAGGCA
Molecule: messenger RNA, 3039 nt
Organism: Oncorhynchus keta (chum salmon)
Lineage: Eukaryota; Metazoa; Chordata; Actinopteri; Salmoniformes; Salmonidae
Product: forkhead box protein N1-like
Exons: 10
Coding region: 144-2039 (631 amino acids)
Biological process (GO): regulation of transcription by RNA polymerase II
Molecular function (GO): DNA-binding transcription factor activity, RNA polymerase II-specific; transcription cis-regulatory region binding
Source: RefSeq, a predicted model, not a curated record